AUGGACUUCGCGGCCCUCCCGCACGAUGGCGAGUCGUUCCGCGCGCGCCACAGCGAGUGCCUCGACGUGGGCGUCCUGCGGCUGGCGGCGGCGCUGCGGGCGGCGGAGGUGAACGGCGGGGCGGAGGCGGAGGCGGAGGCGGGGGAAAUCCUCGCGGCCCUCCCGUCCCCCGUCGCCGCUCGCCUCGCGGAGGUCGCCGCCCGCCUCCCCGAGUGGACCCGCAAGCGCCGGGCGGAGGCGGCGGAACGGCGGGCAGCGGCGGAGGCGGCGAGGCGACGACUUGAAGGACUGCGGGAGGCAACAGAGCGGGCAGCCACGGAGGCAGCAGGACUCUCUGAACGCAUCAGCGCAGCGAACAGUGAGAAUAGGCGCGAGGAGCGGUUAGAUGCCGAGCGUAGACGAGAGAGAAGGCGGGAACAGCAAGAUAUCCAAAGGCAGAUUGAAAAGAAGGAGCUUCAACUUCGAAGGGAGACAAUGGAGCACGAUAGGCUCAGUAAAAUGCUCAACAAGGUUAGAAAGUAG
Molecule: messenger RNA, 522 nt
Organism: Trypanosoma theileri
Lineage: Eukaryota; Euglenozoa; Kinetoplastea; Trypanosomatida; Trypanosomatidae
Exons: 1
Coding region: 1-522 (173 amino acids)
Source: RefSeq, a predicted model, not a curated record